Molecule: messenger RNA, 3176 nt
Organism: Pieris rapae (cabbage white)
Lineage: Eukaryota; Metazoa; Arthropoda; Insecta; Lepidoptera; Pieridae
Gene: Pxt
Product: chorion peroxidase
Exons: 16
Coding region: 191-2473 (760 amino acids)
Biological process (GO): response to oxidative stress
Molecular function (GO): heme binding; peroxidase activity
Source: RefSeq, a predicted model, not a curated record
AAUGUGCAAUCGGCUGCAGUCUCUGAACAAACAUUUGUCUUUCUUGUGUCUCUGUUGGUGCGGCUAUAAAUAUAAUUACCAAAUUUUUUCCGAUCCUUAUUAGAGCCGUCAAUUACUAAAAUACACUAAAUUAGACAUUAAAAAUAAUGUACAUUAUUUAAAAUAAUCAGAGUUGUAUUACUUGGAGUAAAUGAGGAUUUUGUUGAGUGUUAUUUUUUGUCCGUUGUUUGUGAUUACACAUGAAGAAGUGUUUGGAGGGCAUUAUGGGAUUCCUAAACAAGAGCACAAGCACCCUAUCGAGCCGCCCUGCGCAGUUUGUCCCAGAAAUGGCGUUUGUGUACCUAAAAUCCAAUGUCCCGCGCAUGUUCGUCCCGGAGCAUACAACCCUAGGUGUCAUUUAGACAAACAGCACAUUGGCAUUUGUUGUUUCACUGGAUACAGUCAUGCAGCCGAGUUUGAACUAAUACCCGAAAUCAGUAAGGACGACAUCAAAGCUGUUCACAACAUCUCCAAACAGAGACUUGAUAACUGGAUUAAGAGGGCAGAUCUAGCAAAAAUCAAUAUCGAUAAAAGCCAGGAAUAUAUCCAUCAUCACGUGGCCACAAACAAAGAGACAAAUGACUUGGGACACGGUGGGCUGAUGAAUGUCUUCGCUGCUCAGGAAUUGCGAACGCGUCUGGAUAUAACAGAGGAAGACCUUGCGUUGGCAUUCACAAGGAAUAUAGACGGUCCAUUCUGUCCACUGCCACCGACCUGUCCAGCUGUGCCAAGUAAAUACAGGAGAGUUGAUGGCAAUUGCAACAAUAAACAGCAGCCAAGUUGGGGAGCAGCACUGACUGGCUACGAGAGAAUACUGCCACCAGAUUAUAGAGAUGGUAUAUGGGCAUUUCGUCUGUCAAUCACCGGUUCACCAUUGCCCAGCGCUAGAGAUGUCAGCUCUAGUCUUCUAGUUGACAGAAGUCACCCCAGCCGGUCCCACAAUUUGUUGUUUAUGCAGUUCGGACAAUUUCUAGCUCAUGACGUGAGCGCUGGAGUACUUUUUUCUACAGCAAAUGGCAGCGCUCUGUCGUGCUGUUUAGCUGACGGUACCCACCUCCCAAUCGAACACCAACACUGGGCAUGCGAAGGUAUCGACGUGAGUCCCAAAGACACUUUCUAUGGACAAUUUAACAAGCGAUGUAUGAACUUUGUACGAACUCAACUUGCGCCGUCAGCCGAUUGCUCGGUUGGAUAUGCUAAGCAAAUGAAUGGUGCAACCCAUUACAUAGAUUUAUCUCCGCUGUAUGGAAGUUCAUUGAAGAAGCUACAAGAGUUGAGGGUUGCAGGGGGUCGUCUCAAAUCAUUCCACGAUUUCGGAAGAACAUUACCACCUCUCACUGAUAGAAAAGAGUGUCUAAUUGAAAAGCACGGUGCCGCUUGUUUUGAUUCAGGCGAUAACCGUGGCAAUCAAAUCAUUUCUCUAACGGCGAUGCAUACCUUAUUCCUUCGGGAACAUAAUAGAAUAGCUCGAGCCCUUUCUCUUAUAAACUCCGAAUGGGAUGAUGAGCGAAUCUUCAACGAAGCCAGAAGAAUAGUGCAAGCUGAAUUCCAGAAUAUUGUCUAUUACGAAUGGUUGCCGUUGCUCUUAGGCCCGAAAAUCAUGAGGUUAUUCAAAUUAUCGUCACCAAAGGGUUACUCCUCAGGAUAUAAUCCAAGUAUCAACCCUUCAACCACAGCAGAGUUUGCUGCAGCAGCCAUGAGAUUUGGACACUCUACUGUCGAUAAUAAUAUUAUGAUCCCUCAAUCCGGUGAUGUGGUAGAAACACUACCAAUAUCAGAAGUAAUGUACCAACCUUCCCGGAUGAGAUUUAAGCCUUUCUUGGAUAGAAUUCUGAUCGGGAUGUCCUGGCAGCCGAUGCAAAAUGUCGAUCCUUUAAUUAGCAGCUCACUCUCUAAAUACCUAUUCCAUGGUGGUCAUCCUCACGGUCUGGACCUGGCUGCCAUCAACAUACAACGGGGAAGAGACUACGGGCUGCGUUCCUACAAUGAUUACAGAAAAUUGAUUGGCUUGGAACCAAUUGAAUUUACUCAAUAUUCACUUAAUGUAGCAAAACGCUUGGCGAUAGUAUAUCAUUCACCACAAGACAUCGAUCUCUGGAUUGGUGGACUCCUGGAGAAGCCAAUUGAUGGAGGUUUGGUGGGGCCAACGUUUGCCCAAAUUUUAGCCGAUCAAUUUACAAGAUUUAAAAGGGGGGACCGGUAUUUUUUCGAUUACGGGCCAGAUGUUAAUCCUGGAGCCUUUACAAUCGGUCAAUUACUGGAAAUCAAGAAGGUCACAUUUGCAAGAAUUAUUUGUGACAACAGUGAUCAUAUUGAAUUAGAAAAUCAAGCACCUGAUGCUUUUUUGAGAGCAGAUUUGCCUGGAAAUGAGCCCAUACGUUGUGACAGUCCCCAGAUCCCAGCAAUAGACUUAAGAAUAUUUAAAGAUAUAUAAAUAUUUAGAACGUUAAGGAAAGGUAUAAUGAUAGUUUUUUUAAAGCAGAGUUCAACAAAUCAUUAAUUAUUCGAAAACAAUAAUCUGUGGGUACUUUACAAUUAUUUGAUUUUAUUUUAAAAGCGGUCUUUCGGAGAGAAUUUUAAAUUUUACCUUUUAAAAUAAGUUCAAUUGUUGUAGGGUUUUACAGGAGUUUCACUUAUCUUAAUUCAUUUGUAUUUUAUAGUAAUUUACGUUGCCAUUACGAAUUAAAUAAAAUUAACUUUCGUUCUAUUGAAUUCUGUUUUGAAAAUGUCCGAAAAAGUACCUGGUUAAGUGGUUUUUUCCGUAAAAAAUCCAGAAAUCGGGAGAGUAAAGACUGAUUAAUAUUAGCAAAAGCAGCAGUUUGAAAAUUACAGCACUUCAGCCAUCAAUCCAUAAUUUUUUUAGAAAUAUUCAGAAAACCUGUCAUCUGUCACUUCAAAUUUUAGGCUUAAUUCUUUUACGUUAGGCUUUCUUGUAUCAGAAUAAAUGGAAAAACAACAGGCGCAAAAUUUGUUUAUGAAGUAGAUCUGAGUUUUCUUUUCUUCGAUCAGAAUUGAAAAAGCUCCAGUGAUUUCUUCUAUUUCAAUAAGCUUACUUUUAGCCUGAGAAUUUCCUCCUAGACGGCGGAGCGGUGUUGCCAUAUUUUAUUUAUAUUUUACACUUGUCUCAUUAACACAUU